Messenger RNA from Pocillopora damicornis (cauliflower coral), 2090 nucleotides. Its product is annotated as IST1 homolog. Lineage: Eukaryota; Metazoa; Cnidaria; Anthozoa; Scleractinia; Pocilloporidae. Gene Ontology annotation, biological process: protein transport. The record is from RefSeq and is a predicted model, not a curated record.
UCUUGGAAAGAGAGAGUCCUGGGAACUAGUGGCGGUCAACUCUAAAAACAGCAACAUUACGUAUUUUAAUAUGGCGAAUUGAAAGCAUUUCAAAAUGGGGUUUAGCAAGCAGAAACUUAAGGUGAAUUUAAAGCUGGCCAUUAACCGACUCAAACUUCUGGAAAAGAAAAAGACGGAAUUGGCACUGAAAGCAAGGAAAGAAAUCGCUGAUUAUAUAAACAAUGGAAAAGAGGAAAGAGCGAGAAUUAGAGUGGAGCAUAUUAUCCGAGAAGACUAUUUAGUUGAAGCAAUGGAGAUGUUAGAAUUGUUCUGUGAUCUUCUGUUGGCCAGAUUUGGUUUAAUUGAGACCCAACAAUUCUGUGAUGAAGGAAUGAUCGAGGCAGUCACAACCUUAAUCUGGGCAGCACCACGGCUUCAGUCAGAUGUUCAGGAGUUACGAGUGAUCUCUGACCAGCUAGGACUGAAAUAUGGCAAAAAGUUUGGACAUGAAGCUGCGAUCAAUGCCAAUAGUACAGUGAAUCAAAGACUCAUCUUGAAACUUGAUCCUAGACCACCACCAAAGACACUAGUGGAAAAUUAUUUGAUAGAGAUUGCUCGCAGUCAUGGUGUACAGUUUGAACCUGAUCCAUCAGUGCUAGGAGAAGCUCAGAUACCUCCUGAUGACGACAUCAAGCCAAGGCCACCUAGUGGAGGAGGUUCUAGCGGUGGAGGAGGUCACAUUGGAUUUGAGGGCUAUGGAGCAGGCUUUAAUGGGCCUAGUAUUCCACCCAUGACAGGAGGUAACAUGGGAUAUGCAGCAUACCCUCCACCAACACAUGGAAAUGUCCCACCCUACCCCUCUGGUCCACCAGAUGUACCACCCAGUUAUCCCUCAGAAAAAAAGCUACCUCCCUACCCUGGGGGCCCUUUUAACAACCACAAUGCUGCCCCCUCUCCACCAGCUCCUCAUCAGCCUCCUGCUCCCAGUGCACCACGCCCUUCAUCAGGCCCCAGUUUCCCAGACCUUCCUGCAGUACCUACAGAUUUACCAAACUUGCCUGACAGUAUUCCAGGGGGGAACAGUGCUGGCGGUGAAGAUGUAGACUUUGAUGAUCUUACUAGGAGAUUCGAAGAUCUUAAGAAGAAGAAGUAGACUUUGCAAAAAUUUUUGUUCAUGAAUGUUGUGAAAUGUAAUCAAGCUCAUGCUGUCUUUAAAUACAAUUUUGUAGUCACUGGUAAAUCUGCCGUUUGUAUCAGUAAUUUUAUGCCACUCUCUCAGGAUGGGUGUUGGAGCAAUUUUCACUUGGUGUACAAAAUUCUUUUCCAACCAUUUGAUUGGUCUACAAAAUUUAUAUCAUCCGCUCAACCAAUCAGAUGUAAAAUGACUAUAUAUGUAAAACCAAUCAGGGCUUAGUUAAUCCUGUAGCCAAGGUUUUUGAGUUGUGUUGAAUUCUAGGUCCAAUGUUAUUAUAUUUGCCUUUAUCCGAUUACCUUUUGUGGUUUUUUUGUUGAGACAUCACAUUAAUGAAUCAAAGAGCACUCCUUUCUGGCCCCCAUCCAUGUUGUUGUACAUUUGGCUCUGGUUUUUCAAAGGUCAGGUAAUGCUAUUUACUGGAUAAAUUUCCAUCCACUGGAUAAUGCUGUAUGUUUUGCUAUCUCUUAUCUGCUGGAUGGCAAUUUUUCUGUUGGAUAGUGUUAUCUGCCCUUUUUACAACUGGGCUCUGUCCAGUAAUAUAUCACAGAUGAGGUCAAAAUGUGGUGAAAACUAAACAAAUGGCGCAUGAGGCCCGGUCAAGUGUGUCACUGAAGUACUUACCACAUAUUGAAGUCUUCUGUGAUCUAUUCUUAUACAGACUAACAGCAACAUGGAAUUUAUUUGUUUUUUAUGAUGACAAAGCAAAAGUUUGUUAAUGGCGAGGCCAUCCAUGCAUCUGUUCUCCAAUAAAUCAUGAACCAUGAGCAAGAACCAAUCAAAAUACUUGCAUAAUUCAGCUUAUUAUAUAAUUUCAAAUAAUGCACAGAGUAUGUAUCUUUUCAGGGAGGUAUGUCACACUGAAUUUCGCAGAUUACCAGAUGUGAUUAAGAAUAUAAUUUUUUUUCUAGUCUGUUUA